AAAGAGUACUGAGUUAUGUCUACUUCUUCUUUUUUAGCCACGUGAACAUAACUAUUAAACGUAGACGUAUCGUAGUUGUAAUACCGAGGUUUGGAUUUAAUAGAUUGUAAUUCGAAUCAUAAAUGUUGAAAAGCUUAAUUCUUUAUUCAGUUAUACUAGACUUAACGGACUUAUCACAUGAUUCAUAUCCGCUAAAUCUAACACUUCACACUGAAUUAUAAAAUGCUAAAUCAAAACAGUCAACCUAUUUGGAACUCUGUAGAUAAAUACAUUGAACCAUUGUUGAAACGCGUUUUAGAAACGCAAAGAAUUGGUGUGUCAUGUGGCAAAGUUGAAGUAAAUAAUAUCACAUCUAGCUGUGGAAAGGACCGAGGUGAUCGUUUCUACCUUUCCAUACCCUACGCUGGAAAGACACUUAGUUGGAACGUGUUGUUCAAUUCACUGUGCCCAGAGCUAAGCCCAGAUUUCUUAUUCGACGAUGACACUUUUCUUGCUGACCCAGACGUGACUACCAUUUUAACUCAUGUCCCAAGCCUAGCCAGUUGGGAUGUGACAAAUGACGAUGCCUUGCUCAUGGUGAUCGUUCAACUUCUUUCAUAUUAUAAAGAACAUCAGAUCCACCUUCUUGAAAAACAAGGAGAACGGUUGAAGUUCGAGUACAGCACUCUAGUUAAUGAGACUGAAAUAUGUCCCGAAGACAUGGAAGUAAUAUCAUUGCCAACAGGUGUGAGGCCUGUAGAAACUCGAUUUUUAAUACGUAUGGCAAUGGAUUUUUCAAAAUUACCAGAACGCAUUUCUCAUCCUCAAGAUGAUGAAGCUAUGCUGCUUGUAACCUUUAAUGGGCCAGAUUAUGACCAUAUAACACCAGAACUAUAUCUUUCUAAGAGUUUGGAAGAUGCUUUUGGAGGCCCUGCAGCUCUUCAUAUACCACCUUUCCAGUCAUCAAAAUACUUGAUGGAUUAUGUACCGGAAGUGAAAGGAUAUAUAAAUGAAAAAAUCAAUUUACUAGCAAUUUGCUUUGAGAAGAGGAAGAGUUUCAUAGCAGCACUGCUUCUGUUAAAGCGUGGUAGCAUCAUAGAGUACGAUGCUGUGGAAGCCAGUAAUGUGACAUUGCUGGUUGAACACCGAGACUUUUAUUGCAUGAUUCAUUUCAAAUUGCCAACAACAUUUCCAAAACAACCGCCACAAAUCACUUUGCGGUCUAUAUAUCACAUGACUUCAUUAGGGACACUCUUCAGUCAAAAUGUAGAAGAUCUUCCAUACAGUCCUCGAUGGGUGCCAUUUGAGAUGGUUACAAAAGCACUAAAUCAUAUUGCAGAAAAGGAAAUUCAUAAAUUUCAGACCAACUCUGUAAAGAAUAGUCACUUCUGAAUCAGUAAAUAUCAAAGUCAGAUACACAAUACCUGUUAUUUGGUGAUAGCCCAAUAUACCGCUUGCUGAACAGUAACACACUUUUGAUGUAUUAUUAUAAAUAAGUCUAUUUUCAAAAAGGUCAUAUAAAUUGUAUAAUAACUGCUUUAAAAUACUAAAUUAAAAAAACAUUUCAUUAGUCUUACUUUAUCAUCCGUGAUGCGUCAGUUGAAUCAAUGUGAUUAAUCAGUAAAUGAGGUCAAAUACCAUGUCUAUUAAGUUAGGAUUGGGACAUGUACUGCACCAUUCCUCUAAUAUUCGAGAUUUGUGAUCUAAAGGGAUCACAAAAAUAUGAUUUAAAAUAUAGCAAAUUCUACGAAAGAAUGCAUACUGACUUCGAAUUUACAUAUUCGCAAAUUGCAUUAGUUACAUUUCUAUUGUCAGUUCUUGUAAAAGGUGGGUUUAAAUUUCUAAGUAAACUCUGUAGUGACUUGGAGCAGCAGAGUUUUGGAAUGAAAUCCUUCAGAAUUCGUGUUCAACUUUUUUAUUCUGUGUCAAAAAAUGUACGUUAUUUUUUUCAAACGGAUAAAGUGUUUCGUUUGGAAGCAAAACUUUUUUUAGCUCUCACCUGAAAAAUUACUUUAGAAAAAAAAUUGAUAUUUCUUGCAAAAGGAUACGUCCUAAAUUCAAUUUUCAAAUAUCUUGAUCGAAAUUUGAAUGUUCCCUAUUUAAAUAAUAUUAAAAAUGUUACCAUUCGUAAUCAGCUACGUUCAAAGACUAAUACUUCAUUCCGUGGACCUUAAUUUUAGAAAAUUGGUUUGGCUACGAAUUUAUCAAUUAAAUUUUUGCUAUAAACUCAAUAGCUUAGUCACUAACGACUUCUAAAGGUGAAUUGUUAAAUACAAUUAACAGUGGCUUAUGCAUACUUUUUGAAUCGUUUGGGCUACAGAAUUAGGUCGCGGACUUUUGUUAAUUCCCCAAAAAAAAUACUUAUAGUAUCAAAUCUGUGUCAUUAAAUGCGGCUGAGUGGUGACAGAAAAUGAUAUCUUCGCGAUUUCGUUUAAGAAGUAAAAAUUUAUUUUACUUUCUAUUGCAAGUUUUUUAGUUUAGAGCAAGAAAAAAUGUUGCAUCCAAUUGGAACAACUUAUUGCUCAUAAAAUCAGACCUUUAUACAAUGACAACACUUCUGUUAAGUCGAAUGUCGUUAUGUUCCACAGAAACAUGAAUAUAAAUUAAUCUAACUAGACGACAGGCUCUGCAAAGAUGAGGAUAAAAUAGUAUAUUGUGUUACAAUAGGUUAAGAGCUGGUGGACAUUUUAGUUAUGUCAUUUGGUAACAAAAUUUUCCAUCUUAUCGUACUUUCUUAAAGACACCCCAACCUUCAUUUCUAGCUAUAUGAAGCAACAAUGUCCCAAAGCUGAAACUUUUUUAAUAUGGGAUAUUUUUUACAUAGGAUUCAAUUAUAAAAAAAUAAAAAAUCUAUUUGGUUGUAUUUUUUACGAAAAAAAAAUUGUUUUUUUUCUCCAAAACGUUUGUUUUUUUUGCUCGAUAUCAACGGCACACGAAUUUUCCAUUCUGUGUUUAUCAUUUUUAUUCAUAUGAUAGUAGGUUAUUAUGAGUACCCUCCAUGCAUAUAUACAUACUUCCGAACGACUUACUAUAUUUAUAUUCAAUGAUUUCGCAAAAAGUCGAACUUUGCUGUGAAAUUCAUAUGAUGCUCAUGUGGAUAUUGCCUGUGUAUAAGACAUGCUAUUCAGAUAUAGUAGAUCAUUUUUCCCCUUUCAAAAUCACCAGAAUCAGACAUUCAAAACAUGACAUUGAAGCAUCGUUUAUGCCUCUGUGGUCACACCGGAAUAGUCGUGUAUUGUAUACAUUCGCGUUUACUAUACUUCGUUUACCCGUAUAACACCAUCAGUCAUAAAAAUGCUGGCAAAAAGAAAGCAGUGUUCGUAUUUCGAGAAUUUAGUGUGUAAGAGAUGGAGGAGUAAUAAUUGUACCACUCAAAUGAGAUCCGAGCCCACGUGUGAAACAAGCACAAACGUUUUGGAGAUUGAUAAAGAACUACAACUCAACCAGCCGCUUCCGAAUAUUCAUGUUGCCAAAAAAAAGUUCGAAAUCAGUAAUAAUUAUCAGCAGUAUAUGAUCAUUGACGUAUCAGUACUAGAAGAUAUUUUGAGUGGAACAGUUUGUAGUGUGUGUUUUACGAAAAAUAUGGAGAUCCACAUACCGGAUGUCAAUUGUGGCUUUGCGUAUAAAACAGAAAUAAAUAUGGAUUCGACAAUAUCGUCAA
Neodiprion fabricii is the source of this 3640-nucleotide messenger RNA. RefSeq names its product BRISC and BRCA1-A complex member 2-like. The transcript has 4 exons. Gene Ontology annotation, cellular component: BRCA1-A complex; BRISC complex. The record is from RefSeq and is a predicted model, not a curated record. The coding region runs from base 223 to 1371 and encodes 382 amino acids. Gene Ontology annotation, biological process: double-strand break repair. Lineage: Eukaryota; Metazoa; Arthropoda; Insecta; Hymenoptera; Diprionidae.